Messenger RNA from Limulus polyphemus (Atlantic horseshoe crab), 971 nucleotides. It is a transcript of the gene Rsph9, whose product is annotated as radial spoke head protein 9 homolog. NCBI's taxonomy places the organism in Eukaryota, Metazoa, Arthropoda, Merostomata, Xiphosura, Limulidae. Gene Ontology annotation, cellular component: radial spoke; axoneme. Gene Ontology annotation, biological process: axoneme assembly; cilium movement involved in cell motility; motile cilium assembly. The transcript is spliced from 5 exons. The coding region runs from base 84 to 872 and encodes 262 amino acids. The record is from RefSeq and is a predicted model, not a curated record.
GUAACCGGAAUAUUUAAAAUAUUGUUAGUUAGAUUUUUUUACUGAAAUUGAAAAUAGCUAUAUUAUAUCUAGCACCAAUUACUAUGAAUUUUGUAUCGACAUGUGGUCAUAUAUUAUCAGUAGAAGAAAGAAUUAUUUUGAAAAAUUCGUGUAUCAUUCUUCGAGAUGAAAAUAGGCUUGAGAAAGUGCAGUUGUGGGGAAAAAUUUUAGGACUAACGAGCAAUUAUUUUAUCGUUCAAGGAAAAGGAAAAGACCUUUUAAAGGAUAAUAAAAUAUUUUACAGUCUGAACGGAAUCGACUGGCAGUUAUUACUACCUACUUCUUCAGAAAUUUUAGAAAAAGUUCCUUACAUUAGGGGUCGGUUUACAGGUGAUCCAUCUUAUCAUCAAAAUGUCAUCAUCGUUGACUGGGAAGAUGAAGGAGAAGAUAAACAGGAACAAGUAAAAGAAGAAGAUCGACUAAGUGCUAUUGUUACUCUGAUUGAUCGGGAUACAGCUGCUGUACCGAGAGGAGCAGUGUUGCUAACACCACAGGGAGAAGUAAUCAGAAAUCGAUCUUUUGAAGGACUUUCAUUUUCUGAAGCUACCAAACUGCAUUCCUAUCUACAUUUUCGUCCAACUAGCAAGAAAAGUGAUCUGAAACACCUGCGUCCUCAGGCUGACGUAGAUGUAGCUCUUGAUUUCUUAGAACCCAUCUCCAAUGACGUACCACAAGGAUGUUGGAGCGUACAGGUUGAAGAAUUUAAUACCAUAGUAUUACGAAACUGGUGGUGGCCAGGUAUGACGUUCUACCACAUCCCUGCCACCUCUUAUUAUGGUCAACUUUACAUCGGAAGUGGUGAGCCCAUUAUGGACCUUCCAUUUAUGCUAUAAUUGUGGCUGAAUUUUUCUAUUAAACGAAUUUCAAACAUUAUUAAUUUCUAGUAACGUGCGAUAUUUUUAGUACGUAGCUCAUGAAAAAUAUCACAAUAU